AUAGUCUGACUGGUGUGAGUGUGCAUCGAGAUUUUUGUUACCAGUCCUAUAAAUUCCGUUGAUAGAGCAGGGAAUUUCCAAAAAAGAAAGGAUGUUUUCUCACAAAUUGAUGGAUAGUCAGCUGGCUCGUGAUUUGGCUACUGAACUUCAUGACCGUCAAAUUGAAAUAAAACUUAGUGACGCUUCUUCUCUUCCAGUAUUUGGCAAAAACAAUCUCGAACCGAGCCAUUGUGUUUUACCUUCCCAGUACUUGCAAUAUGCCGAUCGGAUACGAAACCUUACCGUUUACAAAGAUGAUGUAUGGGUUGUCACUUUUCCGAAAUGCGGAACAACGUGGACACAAGAAAUGGUUUGGCUGAUCGAUCAUGAUCUCGAUUACGAAACUGCCGGUAAAUUUGAUCUCAACUUGCGGUCUGUGUUCAUAGAGGCAUCGGCAGUGAUUGGCGACUGUUUGGGUGAUACUGUGGAAAGAGUGGAGAAUCUUGAACGCCCUCGUCAUAUUAAAAGCCAUCUUCCGCUGGCCCUACUUCCAAGCCAGCUUUGGACCGUUCAACCGAAAAUUAUAUAUUGUGCUCGAAAUCCGAAAGAUGUAGCUGUAUCCUACAUGCACCAUUAUCGGCAUCUACAUGGCUACAAAGGUACGAAUGAAGCAUUUCUCGAUGGAUUGCUAGCCGAACAAGUCCUGUGGUGUCCACAAGUACCGCACACGCUCGACUUUUGGAAUAUUCGAAAUCUGGAUUAUGUUUUGUUCAAUCAUUAUGAAGAAAUGAAAAAGGAUAUAAUGAGCGUUCUGAGAAAAACGUGCAAGUUUCUCGGCAAAAGUUACACCGACGAACAGUUGGAAAAAUUAGCACAGCAUUUGUCGUUUGAUAUUAUGAAAAAAAAUCCAACUGCCAAUCAAACACAGCUAGUGAAAGCGUUGGAAAAAGUUCGGGACACUAAAAUAGAUUUCAAAUUCAUGAGAAAAGGACAGUCUGGUUGCCAUCGUGAUGAACUCAACCCAUAAUAUUCACAACGAUUACAAGAGCACGUUGAUAAGCAAUUGGCUGGUAGUGGCUUUCAAUACAUGGAAUAACAAUUAUUUCCUAGUUGAUAUGUUGAUAUGUGAUAAGAUAUAUACAAAGAAACGUGAAUCCGUUGCUCAUGAUACAACUUUUGCCGAGAAAUAUAGUUUGACAUUAUUGUUGAAUCUAUAAUGAGUUGCAGUAUUAAUAAAUAAAAAUAAGGUAAUUGUAACUGCAACAAUUGUAAAAUCCUUUAU
Aedes aegypti (yellow fever mosquito) is the source of this 1261-nucleotide messenger RNA. Its product is annotated as sulfotransferase 1 family member D1. Gene Ontology annotation, molecular function: sulfotransferase activity. NCBI's taxonomy places the organism in Eukaryota, Metazoa, Arthropoda, Insecta, Diptera, Culicidae. Gene Ontology annotation, biological process: sulfation. The record is from RefSeq and is a predicted model, not a curated record. The transcript is spliced from 5 exons. Bases 92 to 1006 code for a protein of 304 amino acids. Gene Ontology annotation, cellular component: cytoplasm.